Molecule: messenger RNA, 3243 nt
Organism: Anopheles marshallii
Lineage: Eukaryota; Metazoa; Arthropoda; Insecta; Diptera; Culicidae
Gene: garnet
Product: AP-3 complex subunit delta
Exons: 10
Coding region: 1-3243 (1080 amino acids)
Biological process (GO): synaptic vesicle budding from endosome; neurotransmitter receptor transport, postsynaptic endosome to lysosome; protein targeting to vacuole
Cellular component (GO): terminal bouton; presynaptic endosome; endosome membrane
Source: RefSeq, a predicted model, not a curated record
AUGGCGUUGAAAAUGGUAAAAGGCAACCUGGAGCGGAUGUUUGACAAAAACCUAACCGAUCUGGUGCGCGGCAUACGAAACAACAAAGAUAACGAGGCCAAGUACAUCGCACAGUGCAUCGAGGAGAUCAAGCAGGAGCUGCGACAGGAUAACGUCAGCGUCAAGAGCAAUGCGGUGGCGAAGCUAACGUAUUUGCAGAUGUGCGGCUACGAUAUCUCCUGGGCCGGCUUUAAUAUCAUCGAGGUGAUGAGCUCGAACCGGUUCACCUGCAAGCGGAUUGGUUACCUUGCCGCCAGCCAGUGCUUCCAUCCGGACAGCGAACUGCUGAUGCUAACGACCAACAUGAUCCGGAAGGAUCUAAGCUCCACCAAUCAGUACGAUGCGGGCGUUGCACUGUCCGGGCUGAGUUGCUUCAUCUCAACCGAUCUGUCCCGGGAUCUCGCCAACGACAUCAUGACGCUGAUGAGCUCCACCAAACCGUAUCUGCGGAUGAAGGCGGUGCUGAUGAUGUACAAAGUGUUCCUCCGGUACCCGGAAGCGCUCCGGCCCGCCUUUCCAAAGCUGAAGGAAAAACUCGAGGAUCCGGACCCGAGCGUGCAGUCCGCGGCGGUAAACGUGAUCUGCGAGCUGGCGCGGAAAAAUCCGAAAAACUAUCUGUCGCUCGCGCCCAUCUUCUUCAAGCUGAUGACCACAUCGACCAAUAAUUGGAUGUUGAUCAAAAUUAUUAAACUGUUCGGUGCUUUAACUCCGCUAGAACCCAGAUUAGGCAAAAAGCUAAUUGAACCGUUGACCAAUUUAAUUCAUAGCACGUCGGCAAUGAGCCUGCUGUACGAGUGCAUCAAUACCGUGAUCGCGGUACUAAUAAGCAUCAGCAGCGGAAUGCCGAAUCAUAGCGCUUCCAUACAGCUGUGCGUCCAGAAGCUUCGUAUCCUGAUCGAGGAUUCGGACCAGAACCUGAAAUAUCUCGGCCUGCUAGCAAUGUCCAAGAUCCUGAAGACCCAUCCGAAGAGUGUGCAGACGCACAAGGACCUAAUACUGGCCUGCUUGGACGAUAAGGACGAAUCGAUACGGUUGCGUGCGCUCGAUCUGCUGUACGGCAUGGUGUCGAAGAAGAACUUGAUGGAAAUCGUUCGUCGACUGCUCGGACACAUGGAACGUGCCGAAGGGUCCUCGUAUCGGGACGAGCUGCUGUACAAGGUGAUCGAGAUAUGCUCGCAGGGUUCGUACCAGUACGUCACCAACUUCGAGUGGUACCUAACCGUGCUGGUGGAGCUGAUUCUGCUGGAGUCGGGCUCGCGGCACGGCCGACUUAUUGCAGCCCAGCUGCUAGACGUGGCGAUACGCGUACAGGCGGUGCGUACGUUCGCGGUGAACGAGAUGGCAACACUGCUGGAGACUUACCCCGUGACCGCGGCACCGAACGGCACGAUGCAGGAGGUGCUGUAUGCGGCGGCCUGGAUUGUGGGCGAGUUUGCCACCCAUCUGAACGGACCGGCGCGUACUUUAGGGGUGCUGCUGCAACCGAAACCGGUCGCCGGUCACAUACAGGCGGUGUACGUGCAGAAUGCACUGAAACUGUUUGCCCAUCUGGUCAGCGAAGCGGUACGCGACCGGGAUGCGACUGCAAUCGAUGCGUACUGUCAGAAGCUGCACGAAGGGCUUCGGAGCUACCUCAGCUCGGCGGACAUCGAGGUGCAGGAGCGUGCCAGUUCCGUGUACUUUUUGGUUGCACUGCUGCGGGAGUCGCUCGGUGCGGCUGAACCGGCCGUACCGUUGGGUGGGUUACUGGAGCUAGCGCCGGAUACACCGGCAACCGCGAACGAGGGCGAAGAAGAUAUUCCGGACGGGAAGACGAAUGCUACCUCAGGCUACGCCACGGCCGCAUGGGACGAGAUCGAGCAGAUCGCGUCCGAUCUCCAGGGGUUGUUUGCCAGCGAGCUGAACCCGGUCGCACCGAAAGCCCAGCGCAAGGUGCAACUGCCGGAGGAUCUCGAUCUCGACGAAUGGAUCAACCAGCCGCCCGAAUCGGCAGACGCCAGCAGUGCGGACGGUGGUUCGAGUGAUGACGACAAAUUCCCACUGUUCCUGACCGACGGUGCGGGUCGGGGUGGUGCUGGCGGCGAACGUGAAACAAAUGGUGGUGGUGGAUCACGUUCCUACAAGCGCAUUGAGUACACACAGGAAGAGCUUGAUAAGAUGAGACAAGCACGACUGCUGGAGCAAACAAACAAUCCCAACUAUCUAAAACCGGCCAAAAAGAAGGCCGACUACCAGCACGACGCGUACGAAGAUAUACCGAUCGCUGAAAUUGCACUCGAAGUGCCUCUCCAAAUACAUUCCACAAAACGGUCGGAUAAAUAUCUCAUGGAUGCGGAUCGUUCAGCGCGCGUUUUGGUCGGGAAGGGUGGAGGGUCGUCACGCAAGGGCAAAGGUGAAAAGACUGGAACGGGCAAAAAGUCGAAGCGGCAUGGCAAGAAAAACAAGCGCUACUCGGACGAGUCCGAUUCGGAAAGCGAUGAUCCCAAACCGCUGCACGUCGUGAACACGGUAAUCGAGCUACCGGAAGGUGCAAUACUGUCCGACACGGAGGAUAAGAACAAUGCCGACCCGAACGAUCCGCACCGGGCGCUCGACAUUGAUCUGGAUGCCCCGUUCGAUGACGAUUACCCAGCGGAACUGAAACGAAAAUCGGCCAAUAACAGCAAACAUCACGACGUGAUGCUGUUGCGGGAUGGAGACGGUAGUGCCAACGCCAAAACCAACCGUGCCGGCCCGACUGACCUAAGCGGGGAGCAACCGGCGGUAUCACGGUCCGGUGGUCACCGUUCCUCGUCGAGGCACCCGAAACCGACCGCAAACGUACCCGAACACCGGGAAAAGCAAAAGAAAAAGAAAAAAUCAACCGACAAGGAGCGUGCCGGGUCGAUGUUGUCGGAUGUGCAAAAGGGGGCCAGCGAAAAUGCGCCGGACACGAUGAUGCUGAUGAUCGAGGAGGAACCAAGCACCAAGGUUGCGAAGGGGCGUACGAAACGGGAGGACAAGGGCAAGGUGACCAGCCAGAAGGGAAAGGAGGAGGAGGAUGAGGAGGAAGAGGAGGAUGCCAAAGGCAAGAAGAAAAAGCACAGCAAAAAGUCAUCGAAACGCCACCAUCAUCAUAGCAAGCGGGACGCGGACCGGCCGAAGGCGGGCUAUGAGGAGAUGCUAGCGCAACCGGGCGGUAACGGUAGUAAGGACGCAAUUUAA